Camellia sinensis is the source of this 1331-nucleotide messenger RNA. RefSeq names its product TatD related DNase. The record is from RefSeq and is a predicted model, not a curated record. NCBI's taxonomy places the organism in Eukaryota, Viridiplantae, Streptophyta, Magnoliopsida, Ericales, Theaceae. Gene Ontology annotation, molecular function: hydrolase activity, acting on ester bonds.
GUUGUGUGCACCAUUCAUCAGAUUUGGAGAACGACGCCGUCUGUCGGCCAAAAGGUCCAUGUAAUGCGACGUCGUCGUUGCCAUUUGGUUCAUCGUCGCUUCAAAGGGGCCUGUUAUCUGUAACUGACUUUGCAGCUUCAGAGGAACCCAAUUGCAAAGAGAGAAGAAAAGGAGAAAGGGAAGAGCAGUAGGAGCAACCAUUGGAGCCAUGGUGAAACUCUUCGAUGCUCACUGUCACCUCCAAGACCCAAGAAUCUUUAACAAGGUCCCUCAACUAAUUAGAACAGCUGUUGACACUGGCAUAGUUUGUUUUGCUGUCAAUGGGAUCACUGAGAAAGACUGGCAUUUGGUCAAGCAGAUGAGUGAGUCCUAUCCUAGCGUAAUACCGUGCUUUGGGCUCCAUCCCUGGUUUGUCACCGAGAGGACUCCCAAUUGGUUGAGCACAUUGAAAGAAUUCUUUGAGUCUACCCCGUCUGCUGCGGUUGGAGAGAUUGGCCUCGACAAAGGUUCACGGGGAAGAGAGAUCGAUUUCACAGAUCAGAUUGAAGUUUUCAGGCAACAGCUUGAACUUGCCAAAGAGUUGAAAAGACCAGCAUCGGUCCAUUGUGUUCGUGCCUUUGGUGAUCUUCUUCAGAUAAUGAAAUCUGUGGGGCCUUUCCCUGAUGGAGUAAUUCUGCAUUCUUUCUUGGGUUCUGCUGAGAUGGUUCCUGAAUUUUCCAAGCUUGGUGCAUACUUUUCGUUCUCUGGGUUCCUAAUGUCCAUGAAAGAAAGUAAGGCAAAGAAAAUGUUGAAGUCAGUACCUGCCGAAAGAAUCUUACUGGAGACAGAUGCACCCGAUGCCCUACCGAAAUCAAAUAAUUUUGAUUCCCUGUUUCCGAUUGAAGGAGAUGAUUCUCUUCCUGCUGGAUUUCAGAUUCAGGGAGAAGAUUCUACUUCAAAUUGUUGCAGCCCAUCUCAAAAUCAGUCCCAAGAUGCAAGAGAUGCAUCGGCACAGCCAAAAGAAACACUUAAUCAUCCAGCUAACAUCCAUUAUGUGCUCAAAUAUGUUGCGUCUUUGCUUGAGAUGAGUGAAGAAGAACUAGCAGACUUGAGCUACAGAAAUGCACUACACUUGUUCUCUUACAAAGGUUCCAAAGUGCUACUGGAAGGUUAGUUUAGUUGUGCUUGUUUGUUGUGAGUUCAUACAUGGCACCAUUUCUCAUUUCAAGUAAAUUGUUUAUAUGUAAUAUUUGCUUCAUAAAGUGCAGUACAUGCCUGCAGCUACUUAUGACUCAUGAGUUACAAUCUUGUUAAUAAUUCUACACUGUAUGUGCAUUUUCUGUUUUUGAUCA